Molecule: messenger RNA, 1220 nt
Organism: Aegilops tauschii subsp. strangulata
Lineage: Eukaryota; Viridiplantae; Streptophyta; Magnoliopsida; Poales; Poaceae
Product: urease accessory protein G
Biological process (GO): urea catabolic process
Molecular function (GO): nickel cation binding; GTPase activity
Source: RefSeq, a predicted model, not a curated record
UAGCAGCGUCAUCCUCCAUUCCUCCUCUUGAGGUGAGAAUCCCAGAAAGUCAACCAACCGGCGGAAUCAAAGUCUUAUCCUUCCACUCUCCCAGCUUUGGAUUCCGUCCAUGGCGUCCCAGGAUCACCACCACCACGGCGGCCACUCCCACGACGACGACCACCAUCACCACCACCAUCACGGGGAUGCCGCUGGGAAGGGGACGGGGGCGGGGUCGUGGGUCGGGGAGGACGGGCGCGUGUGGCACUCGCACGACGGCCUGGCGCCGCACUCCCACGAGCCCAUCUACUCCGCCGGGGACUUCUCCAAGCGCGCGCCGCCGCUCGACUCCCGCAGCUUCGCCGACCGCGCCUUCACCGUCGGCAUCGGCGGCCCCGUCGGCACCGGGAAGACUGCCCUGAUGUUAGCACUCUGCACUUCCCUGCGUGACAAAUAUAGUCUUGCAGCGGUCACAAAUGAUAUAUUCACAAAAGAGGAUGGAGAAUUCUUGGUCAAGCAUGGAGCUCUUCCUGAAGAGCGUAUACGUGCAGUUGAAACUGGAGGCUGCCCUCACGCAGCUAUACGCGAGGACAUCAGCAUAAAUCUGGGCCCUCUGGAGGAGCUAUCCAACUUGUACAAGGCCGAUUUAUUGCUCUGUGAAUCUGGAGGAGAUAACCUGGCAGCCAACUUCAGCAGGGAGCUAGCAGACUACAUAAUCUACAUCAUCGACGUGUCUGGCGGGGACAAGAUACCAAGGAAAGGUGGCCCUGGUAUAACCCAGGCAGAUCUUUUGGUCAUAAACAAGACGGACCUCGCCUCCGCGGUUGGAGCCGACCUGGCGGUGAUGGAGCGAGACGCCCUUCGGAUGCGGGAAGGAGGGCCCUUCGUGUUCGCCCAGGUGAAACACGGGGUCGGCGUGGAGGAGAUCGUGGACCACGUGCUGCGGGCCUGGGAGAUCGCCACCGGCAACCGGCGCCGAUAGAGAGGCUCCAUCAUGUGCCACGUAACUUUCGGGCAUGUGUUAAUGUCGCCCGCACACGUAAAUUGUGGAGCCGGCUUCUUUUCGCCAUGAAUAAACCACGCGUCGUGUAGUACUGCACGCUGAAAAAUAGCAUUGUGUGCUUGGCAGCGUACUGCUGCUAGGAACUGAACCCGAAUGCCCUGGGGUGAGUUCUUUAUGUAACUUGAUCAGAUGCAUGGUCCUUGAUGGGAAUUAGUAAUAAGCAAAAAAAGUUUGUAAA